Molecule: messenger RNA, 1437 nt
Organism: Morchella sextelata
Lineage: Eukaryota; Fungi; Ascomycota; Pezizomycetes; Pezizales; Morchellaceae
Exons: 3
Coding region: 1-1437 (478 amino acids)
Biological process (GO): DNA repair
Cellular component (GO): nucleus; Smc5-Smc6 complex
Source: RefSeq, a predicted model, not a curated record
AUGGCCCGCGCAGUCCGCAUCCAGGAAGACCCCUCUUCCAGCGACGAGGACGACUCACGCGUUGCUGGUGCUAACGCCUCGUCGUCGUCGUCGGCCCUGACGUCGCCGUCGUCGGAUAAAGAGAAUGCACGCAGCAGCACCGCGAAGAAGGCGAAAGGUGUCGGUAGCACCGCAUCGAAUACAGACAGGGACGCAACGGGGAAGGGAACGGCGAAAGGGAAGGGGAAGGGGAAAGAGGUGGCCCGUAGACGCGGUGGGGGGCUGGCGGAGAUUGGGGAGCAGAAUGAGAUAUUAGAGGAGGAGGAAGAGGAGGAAGAAGAGGAGGAGGGAGAGGAGGAAGAGGAAGAGGGGGGAGAAGAGGAGGAAGACGGCGAGGAGGAUGGAGAAGAGCAGGAUGGUGAAGGGGGAGAGGAGGAGGAGGUAGAGCAGGAGGAUACGGAUAUGUACGACCCUGACCAGGACCCGGAGGAGCGCAGGCAGAUGCGGAUGCAGUACCGGGAGCUGUGGAGGAAACUUAACGACAACAAAAACGAAUACCUCCAACCGCACUCAGACGGCAUCCGCCGCACCUUCGAACAAGCCGAGCAGCUCUUCAAAAAAGUAAAACAAACCUCCGACGCCACCAUCGACUCCCGCCUCCUCGUGCAAGCCACCGACCUCGCCCUCAAGAAGGCCACAAACCUCACCUACGGCAACUCGGGCGCCACCAUCGACGCCGACGAGUUCGUCGGCCAAUGCAUCGCCUUCAUGCGCAGCAGCACCCGCCCCGCCCGCCCCAACGCAGACCAGGACGACAACGACGACGCCGCAGCGGCAGACGACGCGAUGGACUGGGCGUACCUCGGCCGCAUGGCGGCGUUCAAGGGCAACAAGCGCCCGGCCACGACGGACUUCCUCCUGGGCCCGCUGUCGGUCACGAAGAAGAUCCGCAUCAUGAAGGCGCGGCGGCAAGGGCUAAGGCGCGACAACGCGAACCUGGUGAGGCCCGUCGAGGUGACGCAGGAGCCGGGGGAGAAGGCGGAGUCGGGCAGCAGCGCGAUGAGUGCGCUUGUGCAGAAGAUAUAUUUGGACCUGAAGGCGUGGUUCCGCCGCAAUCCGAGGCAGGCGGAGAAGGGGCUGAAUCUGUUCCGGUUUGUGGUCAAUCCGGGGUCGUUUGGGCAGACGGUGGAGAAUAUGUUUUAUUUGUCGUUCUUGGUGAAGGACGGGUUUAUUGCGAUUGCGCAUGAUGAGGAGAAUGGGUUGCCGGUGAUCCAUUGUACGGACCCCGCCUCCCAGGACGACCACAAGGAGUUCGACAUCAUGAGGAACCAGGUCAUCUUCUCAAUAACGAUGUGGGAGUGGCAGGAGAUGAAACGCAUCUUUGACAUCACGGAGAGCAUGAUACCCACGCGCGUGCAGGAGCAGGCGCUGACGAGUACUACGGGGUGGUAUUCGUAG